UUUUUCUUCCUGUUGCUUGUCAUUUACAUGCAGUUCAUGCAAACAACUAGUGUUGGAGGAAUUGUCGAUUCACCAUGUCCUUCUUCAAUAUGCACAUGUCAAGACUUUGAGGCUAUCUGUUCAGGAGAAUAUAUUCCACGUAUGCCAGCAAGGGUUAAACAGAUAACGUUUAUGAACGGGCAAAUAAAAAUACUUUCUGGAAUAACAAUGGCAAACCUCACAAAUAGUAAUGUGACACGUCUGAACUUCACUAACAAUGGGAUUCAGGAGAUGAAAACAGACGCGUUUUUACAUAUGACAACCAUGAUACAAUUAUCUAUUUGCGAAGAAUCAGCCUUGAAUCCGAUUGAUGUUAGGAAUGCUUUGAAAAAUAUAUCUCCAAAUCAGCUACGAAGAAUUAGUUUUACCGACAACGCUUGGAAGGAGGUCCCGAUUGAUAUGUUUGAUUCUCUUCAAAACAGGAAAUCUAAAAUCAUUGCUCUUACAGGCAACAACUUUAAUGUUUUCAAUUUGUCAACAUUUUCAAAUGUAGAAAAAUUGAUUAAGCUAAAUCUCCAACAAAAUCAAAUAAGAACAGUUAUAUUAGGAUAUCUAUCGAAUGUUCAACGACUGGAUCUUGGAUAUAAUGACAUUAGCGACAUUCCUUCUUUUUGCUUUCAUAAUACCAGCAACAGUAAAAUGCCAAAUUUGGCAUUUCUUAGUUUGGCCUUUAACAGUUUAAAGAAUCUACGACCAGUUAGAUGCCUCCCAAGGCUGAAAGAACUUCGCUUGGAACAAAAUUCGUUGAAACGUAUUCAAACAAACACAUUCGCAUAUUUGAAUUCUUUGACAAAAUUAUACCUCAUGGCUGUCGGAGGAAAAAACUUAGAUACUUUAGAGAAAGGAGCUUUCAACAGUACCUCUCUAAGACAUUUGUCCUUACGUGACUGUAAUUUCCAUUUUGAUAAAUUGAAUCUAUCUGCUCUCGCAGAUCUGUUUUCAAACUGCAAAAAUCUCCAACAUUUGGACCUUGCUCAAAAUGAUAUAAAUCCUGGUAGGAUACUUUUAGGACCAAUGCUUUUUCCUUUAGAAAGGCUGAUAUACCUUAAUCUAGAGUUAACUAAGCUAACUUAUUUGCCAAACCAAGUGUUCUCAAAAAUGUCUCUUUUGGAAACCCUAAGCAUUAAUUCAAAUAAGAUAUAUGGUUGGGACGAGGCUAGAAUAUUUGACAAUGUAACUACUCUACAAGAACUUGACGUGAGUAACAACUAUAUCAAAGUUGUAAAUAAAUCAUCCAUUCCACCUCAGCUGUUGUCAAGUUUGCGUAGAAUAAAUCUUGCUACGAACCAGUUUUCUUGUACCUGCCACCAAAUGUGGUUUGUCAAUUGGCUCAGAAGUACCAAAAUUGAUAUUGUCAAUUAUCCAAAAAGAUAUCGUUGUGUGCAACCACCAGCUUUAAACGGUGUGCAACUUAAAGACUAUAAGCCAACUGUUGAGUCAUGUACUCCCUGGAAUCCACUUUUUACCAUAGCAAUUUCAAUGUCAGUCUUCGGAUUUAUCAUUAUUGUAUCAAUAACAGUUUUUGUAAGGUGCUAUACUAAUUUAAAGAAUUAUAUAUAUCUUUUAAAAGUAAGUCGACGACGACGACAGGGUUAUCUUCCAAUAGAUAACAGUGAAGAUUAUGAGUAUCACGCGUUUGUCGUUUACUGCGAUUCUAACCGUUUAUGGGUGCAUAACGAGUUUGUCAAGAAGCUUGAAAACGAGGAAGGAUUUAAACUGUGCAUUCAUCACAGAGAUUUUGCUGUAGGUGAAACGAUAAUUGGAAAUGUAGAUACAUUAUUGAAAAAAUCUUGGAAAGUCGUUGUCAUAAUGUCAAAUGCAUUUGCCAAAAGUGAAUGGUGUCAGUGGGAAGUUGACAUUGUUCAAGAAAGACGACGAAGGCAAGGUCGAGAAGUUCUUCUUUUGAUAAUGCUUGAAAAUAUAAAUUCGAAAAACAUGACCAGUCCCUUGCGUACCUUACUGGACAGUACACCUCACCUUAAAUAUAAGAAAGGUAUGGGUGAAGAAUUGUUUUGGAAAGCUAUAACCGAGGGUCUUCGAAAACCGAUUGGACAACCACCAAUUUCAGUUCUUUGAAGUUUUGAAAUUAAAAUGGACUACUUAUAUUUCGAGAUAAUUGAUGGUUAUAGUAUAUAUUGCAUGUUAUAAUACUAAGGUUUUGAUACCCCUCAGGUAAAAUUGCAACUAGACGGCUUCGCUUGUUCUGGAAAGGCCUUUUAAGUUUUAUGCUCUAAUAUCUAUAUAUAUUUUUGGCUUUCUUAACUAUUAUUUUUAUCAAUUACUUGCAAUUACAAGUUUACAAAUUUAUGAAAUAUCAUUAAUUACCAUGAAUAUUUACUUAAAUAUAAUAGCCCAUGCAAUUUAACGUAGAAAGGUAGACUAGUGUUCAUCGCACAAAGGCAAAUACUACAGGCAUAUCAGGACGAGAAAAUGUUAAAAUAAUAUGAAUAUGAACCCCGCUGCUUUAUACUGUACCAGCAUCAAACGUGAUAGUUCACGGGGAAAACCUGUCAACCUACCCAGACACAUAGCAUCAAACGUGAUAGUUCACGGGGAAAAC
Mytilus californianus (California mussel) is the source of this 2599-nucleotide messenger RNA. Its product is annotated as toll-like receptor 3. NCBI's taxonomy places the organism in Eukaryota, Metazoa, Mollusca, Bivalvia, Mytilida, Mytilidae. The transcript has a single exon. Gene Ontology annotation, cellular component: membrane. Gene Ontology annotation, molecular function: protein binding; transmembrane signaling receptor activity. Gene Ontology annotation, biological process: toll-like receptor signaling pathway; immune response. Bases 28 to 2115 code for a protein of 695 amino acids. The record is from RefSeq and is a predicted model, not a curated record.